CACCGACCGCCCGUCAUGGUGUCGAGGCAGGACAGGCGUGAGGAGCGCGCCGAGGCCGAGGCUCGCCACGCCGCGGACGAGAUCGCGCGGGCGCGGGACGAGCGCGUGGUGAAGGCGGAGGUGGACGCCCGCAAGGCAGCGGACGAGAUCGCGAGCGCCCGCGCCGACCGCGAGGGCGCCGGCGGCGGCGGCAUUUUGGAGAGCGUGCAGGAGGGCACCAAGUCCUUCGUGAGCGCCGUGGGGCGCACCUUCGGCGGCGCCAAGGACGCGGCCGUCGACAAGACCUCCCAGACGGCGCAGGCCACCGGCGACAAGCUCGGCGAUUACAAGGACUAUACCGCCGACAAGGCCAGGGAGACCAACGACAGCAUCGCGCAGAAGACGAGCGAGACCGUGGAGGCCACCCGGAACAAGGUCGGCGAGUACAAGGACAGCACCGUGGUGAAGGCGAAAGAGACCAAGGACGCCGUGGCGCAUAAGGCGAGCGAGACCGCCGAGGAGACCAAGAACAAGCUCGGGGAGUACAAGGACGCGGCGGCCGGGAAGGCGCGGGAGGCCAUGGACGCCACCGCCGACAAGACUAGGGAGGCCAAGGACGUGACCAUGCAGAAAGCACAGGAGACGAAGGACGCCACCGCUGACAGGGCAAGGGAGGCCAAGGACGCGGCCAAGCAGAAGGCCGGCGAGUACACGGACUCUGCCAGGGAGACCGCGCAGGAGGCCAGGGACAGGUCCAGGGCGACCGCGCAGACCGCGGCCGACCAGGCGAGGGAGACGGCCGGCACCCACGACGCCGACAGGGGUCAAGGACAAGGUCUGUUCGGGGCACUGGGUUACAUGACGGGCGCGAUAAAGGAGAAGCUGACGCUGGGUUCAGCUCCAGGGCAGCAGCACCACGACGUCCGGCUGGGCGGCGAGGACGAGCGCGCGGUGAAGGAGCGCGCGGCGGAGAAGGCGGCGGAGGUGUACUUCGAGGAGAAGGACCGGCUGCUGAGGGAGCGCGCGGCGGAGCGGGUGGACCGGUGCGUGGAGAAGUGCGUCGAGGGGUGCGCCGACUCGGCCUGCGUGCACCGCCAGGGCAAGAUGUGA
Messenger RNA from Phragmites australis (common reed), 1089 nucleotides. RefSeq names its product late embryogenesis abundant protein 17-like. Lineage: Eukaryota; Viridiplantae; Streptophyta; Magnoliopsida; Poales; Poaceae. The coding region runs from base 16 to 1089 and encodes 357 amino acids. The record is from RefSeq and is a predicted model, not a curated record. The transcript is spliced from 3 exons.